UCAAUUCCCCUUUCAUAAACUUGUUCGCGGUUGUUGUUCUCAAUUGCGCAUUCCCCCCAGAGCGACUUGGACUGUAUUUAUAUCCAGUCACCCCCACCAGGCUUCAACCUCCAGUUACCAUUACUUCCCGCACUCCUGCCUACAGCCUCGUCAUUUAAUCUUAUUUUACUCGUUCGAUUCGUCUGAAUCACAUCACACCGACGCCAUACAGUUGAGUGCCGUACAGGCAUCGGCCACUUGUUCACCUACUCUUAGCUGUGCCGCCUCUCCCAUCAAUCAAAACUCAUCGGCGUCACAACUAUACGUUAUUGGCCACUCCCACUUUCGUCAACAUGUCCAGCAAGACGGUCAAGUUCGGGGGGAAUACCGCCUCGAGAACAUCUCGUCGUAGUAAUGACUAUGAUUCGGGACUCGCACAAGAUCGAGAAGAUCAACGUCUCAAUAUUCGCGCCUUACAAGAAGCCCUGGACGAAGCCAAUUGGAAUAUUGCCAAGCACAAACAGAGAUAUCAGGAAUACGAAGGCAAGAUUGCAGAGGCUAAUAAAAAGCUCCGUGAGAGUGAGGCUCACAGACGCGGACUAUGCGAACGCAACGAAACACUCGAACAAGACAACAAAGCCUGCAGAGAGCAAAUCAAAGUAAACAAAGCGGACUACGAUGACCUGAGACUUGAGGCUGCUGAACUCCGACAACGACUACUGCACUACGAAUCUGGCCACGACCAUACUGCUCCACCAAUGAUGAGCGGAGGUUCUGGUGACUCCACGGCAAGCCGGUGGUCAGAUACUGGGCGAAGCAAGUCCAAGCCGGCAAGCGACGGCAUGCAUGAUCGCCUGAAGGAGCGCAUAAAUAAACCAACGGAGGCCAAGAGCGGUCGCACCCGGAGGCCAAGCGUGAGCGUGACCACUCAGACCAAAGACAUCUACAUCGAGAAGGUGCCGCCGGAGACUCCUUCCAGGUCUCAUAGCCGAUACAGUACAGCGCGACCUGGCCCCCCGGCCGUCGCUCUUAUGAAUCCGCCGAUAGUCUCCAACAUCCGUCAUUCAACAUAUUCGGCUGCCGAUUACCAGCAAUCUGGGGAUUACGAACAGUAUCCUCUUCCUGAUCACACUGGUCGGACGAAGCAUACGUAUCAUGGUUGACCUGGGUGGCUUUUGUUGAGAUAAGUCGGUGUUUCACAGGGCACCACACACGAUCGGGUCGUUCCAGACGUUGCACGGCAUGCAGAUACCCGAUUCUGCGAGGCAUUGUUCCCUUGCGGCCCGUUACAGCGCCCGUGCGCACUGCGAGUGGAAUUUUAUGGAUCAUAUAUCCCCAGAUCGCCAACCCCACCGAACCGGCACGGCUCCGAAUCGGUCAUCGGAGUUCGCCAAGCCACCUAGACGGAUCCACUUGACCCGGCCCCCAUUCCCCCAGCAUG
Messenger RNA from Pseudomassariella vexata, 1420 nucleotides. RefSeq lists its product as uncharacterized. The transcript has 2 exons. Bases 333 to 1142 code for a protein of 269 amino acids. NCBI's taxonomy places the organism in Eukaryota, Fungi, Ascomycota, Sordariomycetes, Amphisphaeriales, Pseudomassariaceae. The record is from RefSeq and is a predicted model, not a curated record.